AGCAAAACUGGAACCAUUCGUUUUCAACUAGUUAUGGUGGUUUUACUGAGCAAACGUCGUCGUUUUGUUCUUCUUGUACUUGCAGCAUUCUCGUUGAGGCUCUGUUUCGGCGAAGACAGAAUCACAUUCUCGACUCCGAUCAAAGAUUCAGAGACGCUCCUAUGCAAAAGUGGCAUUUUCAGGUUCGGUUUCUUCACUCCUGUAAAUUCCACUACUCGGUUACGUUAUGUUGGGAUCUGGUACGACAAGAUUCCAAUUCAAACUGUGGUUUGGGUUGCUAACAAAGACACUCCCAUCAACGACACUUCUGGUGUUAUUUCGAUCUCCGACGACGGAAAUCUUGUGGUUACCGAUGGUCGAAACCGCCUUGUAUGGUCGACGAACGUCACAGUACCAGUGGCUCCAAACGAUACUUGUGCUCAGCUAAUGGAUACUGGGAAUCUUAGGUUACAAGACAACAGAAACAAAGGUGAGAUCCUAUGGGAGAGUUUCAAGCAUCCUUAUAAUUCUAUGUUGCCAAGAAUGAAUCUUAGGACCGACCCUAGAACCGGAGAGAAUCUAACGCUUACUUCUUGGAGAAGCUAUGUAGAUCCUUCAACAGGGAGCUAUACAGUUGGUCUUGUUUCUUUUCCGUUUCCUGAGCUUCUAGUCUGGAAGAACAAUGUUCCAAAAUGGCGUAGCGGUCCCUGGAACGGUCAGGUUUUCAUCGGUUUACCGGAAAUGGAUACCCUUCUGAAUAUUGAUGGGUUUAACCUUUUAAAUGAUAACCAAGGAACGGUUACAUUGACCUAUGCUAAUGAUUCUUUCAUGUAUCACUUUAACUUGGAUCCUGAUGGAGUUAUAUAUCAGAGAGAUUGGAGUACUUCUAUGAAUGCUUGGAGAAUCGGUGCUAGGUUUCCGUCGACAUUUUGUGACGCGUACAGUAGAUGUGGUCCAUACGGGAGCUGUCAUACUCGGGGAGAUCCGCCUUGUAAAUGCGUAAAAGGGUUUGUGCCGAGGAAUAACACAGAGUGGAAUGCAAGGAAUUGGACUAAUGGAUGUGUGAGAAGAGCUCCAUUGCGGUGCGAGAGGCAGAGCAAUGUAAGUAGUAAUGGUGGUGGUGGUCGUGGAGGAAAAGGAGAUGGGUUUUUGAAACUGCAGAAGAUGAAAGUACCAGUCAAUGCGGAACGGUCGCUAGCUAAUGAACAAGCUUGUCCUAAGGUUUGUUUAGAUAACUGUUCUUGCACGGCUUAUGCUUAUGAUCGAGGAAUCGGAUGCAUGCUCUGGAGUGGUAGCUUAGUUGAUAUGCAAUCAUUCUUGGGAAGUGGCACUGAUCUUUACGUUCGACUUGCGCAUUCUGAACUCAAAUCACAUAGCAAGCGAGCAAUUAUUAUCACAGCACCAGUGGUAGGCGUUGCAUUUGUUGCUGCGGUCUGCGUUCUCUUAGCAUGCCAGAAAUUCAAAAGGCGUCCAGCAGAACUAGAGAAAGAUAGAAGUGCAGAGCUAUUGUUCAAGAGAAUGGAAGCACUUACAAGUGGUAAUGAGUCUGCUUCUAACCAAGUCAAGCUCAAGGAGCUUCCGCUUUUUGACUUUCAAGUGUUAGCUGCAUCAACCGACAACUUCUCUCUCAGAAACAAGCUCGGACAAGGCGGAUUUGGUCCUGUCUACAAGGGGAAGUUACAAGAAGGGCAAGAAAUUGCAGUGAAGAGGCUCUCAAGGUCAUCGGGGCAAGGAUUAGAAGAACUUAUGAACGAAGUGGUCGUGAUUUCAAAGUUGCAACAUCGGAAUCUGGUAAAGUUACUUGGCUGUUGCAUAGAAGGUGAAGAAAGGUUGCUAGUCUAUGAAUAUAUGCCAAAGAAAAGCUUGGAUGCAUAUCUAUUUGACCCAUCUAAGCAAAAGAUUCUUGACUGGAAGACUCGGUUCAACAUAAUGGAAGGAAUUUGCAGAGGUCUUCUAUACCUCCACAGAGAUUCAAGAUUAAAGAUCAUACACAGAGAUCUAAAAGCCAGCAACAUUUUGUUAGAUGAGAAUCUAAAUCCCAAGAUAUCUGAUUUCGGGCUUGCAAGAGUUUUCAGAGCGAAUGAAGAUGAAGCUAACACAAGAAGGGUUGUUGGAACAUACGGCUAUAUGUCACCGGAAUACGCAAUGGAAGGUUUAUUUUCAAAGAAAUCAGACGUUUUCAGCUUGGGGGUUAUAUUGCUAGAGAUCAUAAGUGGGAGAAGAAACUCUCACAAGGAAGAGAAUAAUCUGAAUCUUUUAGCUUAUGCGUGGAAGCUGUGGAAUGAAGGUGAGGCUGCUUCUCUAGCAGAUCCAAUCGUCUUUGGUGAAUGUUUUGCGAAAGAGAUAACAAAAUGUGUUCAGACUGGUCUGUUAUGUGUGCAAGAAGUUGCAAGCGAUAGACCGAAUGUUUCAACUGUGAUUGGGAUGCUAACUACCGAGAACACGAACCUCCCUGAGCCAAAGCAGCCUGCGUUUAUAGCAAAGAGAGGAGUUUCUGAUGCUGAAUCUUCUGACCAGAGUAGUCAAAAGGCAUCUGUCAAUGAUGUGAGCCUCACAGCUGUCACAGGACGUUAAGCUCAAAAAGCCAAUCUCAGUCCGUUUAUAUAUUCAUAUAUAUGUUUUGUGAGACUCCUAUGAUUAACAAUUUGUAUCAUUCGGCUUAUGUUCAAAGGUUGGACUAAAGAAUAAGAGAUGUUUUUUUCAGAGAAGUUACA
Molecule: messenger RNA, 2693 nt
Organism: Eutrema salsugineum
Lineage: Eukaryota; Viridiplantae; Streptophyta; Magnoliopsida; Brassicales; Brassicaceae
Product: G-type lectin S-receptor-like serine/threonine-protein kinase At1g11330
Exons: 7
Coding region: 34-2553 (839 amino acids)
Biological process (GO): recognition of pollen; protein phosphorylation
Molecular function (GO): ATP binding; protein serine/threonine kinase activity
Source: RefSeq, a predicted model, not a curated record